UUGGAGAUCACAUUAUCAAAGGAAUUGUAAAGAAACCAAUUACAGAAUGUUCGGUCAAAUUUUAUCAUAUAAUUCCGAAAAAUUUAAAGGAAUGUACAUUUAUUGUGACUUUAUCAGUUGGAAAACAUAACCAUCCGCCACCACCACCACGAAAAACACCAUAUAAUAUAAAGAGCCAACUCCAAAAGAUUAUUGAUAGUGAGCAUAUUCUUGAUUUAACAGCAAGAAAAUUUUUAACAGGAUCUAUGAUCCAAACUUAUUUAAAUGGAAAGUCAAUAAGUGAUUUGCAUCCGUCACUUAACAACCAAUCCAAAAUCAAUUAUUAUAUCGAAAAAACUAGGCGUUCCAAAUAUCCAUUUGGUCAGAAUAUUCUAGAAGUUGCUUAUGAAUUUAUGAAACACGAAAAAAGUGAAGAUUCAUACAUACGAUCUAUCC
Molecule: messenger RNA, 435 nt
Organism: Funneliformis caledonium
Lineage: Eukaryota; Fungi; Glomeromycota; Glomeromycetes; Glomerales; Glomeraceae
Source: the annotation of a GenBank genome assembly